Strongylocentrotus purpuratus (purple sea urchin) is the source of this 2928-nucleotide messenger RNA. RefSeq lists its product as uncharacterized. The record is from RefSeq and is a predicted model, not a curated record. Gene Ontology annotation, molecular function: zinc ion binding; nucleic acid binding. The transcript has a single exon. Bases 1 to 2928 code for a protein of 975 amino acids. Lineage: Eukaryota; Metazoa; Echinodermata; Echinoidea; Camarodonta; Strongylocentrotidae.
AUGGAAGGAGGAACUGACAGGCCUAAUAACAGAAAGGAGGCAUGUCCAUGCUGCAAGAAGGAGCACCAGUUGGAAACCUGUUUCAAGCUAAGGGACUUGCCUCAGAAGGAGAGAUUUAUCUUCCUAAAGAAGAGUGGCAUCUGUUUUAAUUGCCUUAAGAAGGCACACCUAGCAAGGAACUGUCCCUCAGACUCGACCUGUAUGAAAGAAGGGUGCAGUCUAAAAUGGAAACACCACACAUGGUUGCACUUUGAAAGGAAGGAAAGCCCCAACCAGAAGAACAAUGAAGACAGCCCAAGUCAGCAGAACGGGGCCGGAGUGACAACUGGUGUGGAAUGCCAUACAAUUAGAGGAAGAGCUGACGUACGCUUAAGAGUACUUCCUGUGAAGGUGCGUCAUGGAGCCAAGGAGGUUACGACUUGGGCACUCCUUGAUGAAGGAAGUGAUACGUCCCUUUGUGAAAAGAGACUUGCAGAGGAACUGGGAAUUGUCGGAGUCAACAAGGAAUUCAGGUUGACUACAAUCAAUGGAGUGAACACUCCAAGGAAAGGAAUGGAAGUUAGCAUGACCAUUCAAGGCUUGCAAGAAGACACUAAGAUCGAUGUGGACAGGAUGUGGACUGUUGAUGUUCUACCCAUAUCGUCCAGAAGUAUACCAUGUCAGGAAGAUGUCGAUAAGUGGCCUCAUCUUCAGGGCAUUCAACUAGUGACAGCAGGCCAAGCAAAGGUUCAGCUCCUGAUAGGAGGCGACACCCCAGAAGCAUUCUGGGUAGAGGAAGAAAGGAGGGGUCAAAAGAAAGAUCCCUAUGCGAUCAGAACGCCUUUGGGAUGGACGUUGAUUGGACCUGCAUCAAGCUCAAGUCACAGAAACUCGUACGGAAUUCACCACAUCUCAGCUGAGGAGCUUCAUAAUCAAGUGAAGCGGUUUUGGGAGAUGGACUCUGGUCCAGGAGAUGAAAGAGUUGGUGAAUCAGUGGAAGAUGUGAAGGCUAGAACCAUCAUGGAGAAAACUGUGAAGUAUAUAGAUGGACACUUUGAGAUCGGUUUGCCAUGGCGUCAGUGUCCACCAGUGUUACCCAACAACAGACAGCAAGCAGGUUCGAGACUGCAGAGCCUGAAGAAGCGGCUACAGAAGAAUGGUUCCCUUCACCAGAAGUAUUCCUCUGUUAUGGGGGAUUAUAUAAGAAAAGGAUUUGCCUGCAAGGUUGGCGAAGGCAGAGAGCCAGUAGGGCGUGUGUGGUACCUGCCACACCACCCAGUAAUUAAUCCGCUGAAGCCAGAUAAGCUACGGAUAGUUUAUGACUGUGCUGCUGAGUUUCAAGGGACUUCAUUGAACAGCCAGUUACUCCAGGGUCCAGACUACACUAACAAGCUGGUUGGUGUACUGCUGCGUUUCCGGCAAGACAAGAUAGCCCUCGCUAGUGACAUCGAAGGAAUGUUUCACCAAGUGAGAGUUUCACCACAGGAUAUCGAUGCACUGAGGUUCCUAUGGUGGGAGGAAGGAGACUUGGAGAAGCCCCCUGUAGAGUAUCAGAUGUUGGUACACUUGUUUGGGGCAACAUCGUCGCCAAGCUGUGCUGGCUUUGCGAUUAACAAGACAGUGCAAGACAACAAGAGAGACUUUGAUGAAGGAGUAGCUGAGACAGUGUUGGACAAUUUCUAUGUGGAUGACUGUCUCAAGUCAGUUUCCACGAGAGAAGAGGCCAAGAAGCUCAUCCCUCAGUUGAAUGAGCUACUAAGAAGAGGUGGAUUUAGACUAACCAAGUGGGUUAGUAACGACAAGGAAGUCCUGUCUACAGUAGAGACAUCAGAAAGGGCAGCCUCUGUCGUUGAUUUAGACUUAGACCACUUACCGAUUGAGAGGACGCUUGGGAUCAUGUGGAACAUGGAGACAGACACAUUUAGCUUCAAGGUUAAACCCAAGGAAGUUCCAGCUACAAGAAGAGGGAUCCUAUCUUCAAUGAGUUCCCUCUAUGACCCGUUAGGAUUCGUCGCUCCAUUCAUAGUAACUGCCAAGAUACUUCUUCAAGAUUUGUGUGCCCAAGGCAAAGGUUGGGAUGAAGAAGUGGGCCAGGAGGAAUUACAGCGAUGGGAGAAGUGGUUGGCUGAAAUUCCAGAAUUAACAUCCAUCAACAUUGAGCGCUGUUACAAGCCAACAGACUUUGAAGGUUUUACCAAUGAGCUACACAUAUUUUGUGAUGGUUCAGAGCGAGCCUACGCAGCAUGUGCGUACUUGAGGAUCGUGGGUAAGGAAGGACAGAUUCACACUGCCUUUGUGAUGGGAAAGACCAGACUCUGUCCAUUAAAGAAGAUGACCAUACCGCGACUAGAGUUGUCAGCAGCAGUAUUGGCUGUUCAACUGUACCAAAUCAUUCAGGAAGAACUCAGAAUACCAAUUGACCGUGUGACAUACUGGACAGAUUCAACAUCGGUCCUGCUCUACAUCAGCAAUGAGAGUCGCAGGUUUCGUACCUUUGUGGCCAACAGGGUUGCGAAGAUCCACAAGAUCAGUGACAAACGACAGUGGAGACACGUCGACACCCUCAGGAACUCAGCAGAUGAUGGUUCACGGGGUAUCCCUGCAAGAAGCCUGGAUAGAUGGCUUACAGGACCUGAGUUCUUGUUACAAGAAAAGGAAGUCUGGCCGGAAGAUCCAGCAAGUUUGAAGAAGGAAGAUGUACCAGAACUUGAUCUUCAGAAUGACAGUGAGGUGAAGAAAACUCAUGUCUACGCUACCAGCUCACAUGACGAGAUAGAUGAUCUAAUGACAAGGUACUCAUCAUGGGAUCGUCUGAAGCGAGGAAUUGCAUGGCUACUACGGUACAAGCAAUACUUGCGGUCCAAAGGAACGGGCAACUUGGCAGAAAGAGGAAGCUUGACAGUUCAGGAAUUGAACAAUGCAGAGGUAGAAGUGAUCAAACACGUAUAG